Molecule: messenger RNA, 3050 nt
Organism: Chelmon rostratus (copperband butterflyfish)
Lineage: Eukaryota; Metazoa; Chordata; Actinopteri; Chaetodontiformes; Chaetodontidae
Gene: mkrn1
Product: makorin, ring finger protein, 1
Exons: 8
Coding region: 58-1353 (431 amino acids)
Biological process (GO): protein polyubiquitination
Molecular function (GO): ubiquitin protein ligase activity; metal ion binding
Source: RefSeq, a predicted model, not a curated record
CGAAAUGAAGCGGAGCUGUCCGGAACAUCCGGCUGUAGCUUCUCAACAUAAACAGCAAUGGCGGAGGCAGCAGUAGCGUCUACGGCGACUUCACCAGUAACAGGAGGUUGGACUAAACACGUAACCUGCAGAUAUUUCAUGCAUGGUCUUUGCAAAGAAGGAGACAACUGUCGAUAUUCCCAUGAUCUGACCAACAGCAAACCUGCAGCCAUGAUUUGCAAGUUCUUUCAGAAGGGAAACUGUGUGUUUGGAGACCGUUGCAGGUUUGAACACUGUAAACCAGCAAAGAAUGAGGAGCUGCCGACCCCCCAGACGCUGCCGCUGCCCUCCGCCUCGCUGGACGACCCGUCAGACCCAGAACCCAGUGGGUCAACGCCUGUCCCAGGGGCACAAGACUGGGUCAAUGCAGCUGAGUUUGUUCCAGGACAGCCAUACUGUGGACGGGCUGAGCCGGUGAAGGUGGAGAGCUCUGUCCCUCUCAUUGAGGAGUUUGACAGCGAUGCAGCACCAGACAACAAAGAACUGAGGAAGCAGCUCUGUCCGUACGCUGCUGUUGGAGAGUGCCGCUAUGGAAUCAAUUGUGCCUACCUCCACGGCGACGUGUGCGACAUGUGCGGCCUCCAGGUGCUCCACCCCACUGACAACGCCCAGCGCUCUGAACACACGAAGGCAUGCAUCGAGGCCCAUGAGAAAGACAUGGAGAUUUCGUUUGCCAUCCAACGCAGCAAGGACAUGAUGUGUGGUGUGUGUAUGGAAGUGGUGUUUGAGAAGGCCAACCCAAGUGAGCGCCGUUUUGGCAUCCUGUCCAACUGCAGCCACUGCUACUGUCUAAAGUGCAUCCGCAAAUGGAGGAGUGCCAAGCAGUUUGAGAGUAAAAUCAUCAAGUCUUGCCCAGAGUGUCGAAUCACAUCCAACUUUGUCAUCCCAAGCGAGUACUGGGUGGAAGAUAAGGACGACAAGCAGAAACUCAUCCAGAAAUACAAGGACGGCAUGGGGAGUAAACCGUGUCGGUAUUUUGACGAGGGUCGUGGAACGUGCCCUUUCGGCUCAAAUUGCUUCUACAAACACGCCUUUCCUGAUGGACGGCUUGAGGAGGCUCAACCCCAGCGAAGACAGGCUGGAUCCAACAGCAGGAACCGGAACUCAAGGCGAACACCGCUGUGGGACAUCUUCGACGAACGGGAAAGCACCGACUCCUUUGACAACGAGGACGAGGAGAUGGUGACGUUUGAGCUGAGCGAGAUGCUCCUCAUGCUGCUCGCCGCAGGAACCGACGACGAGGUGACAGAUUCAGAGGAUGAAUGGGACUUGUUUCAUGAGGAGCUGGACGAUUUCUAUGAGAUUUACCUAUAGCAGCCCCACCCACUAACACCCCCCAACCUGUAUACUACACACUAGAAUGGACUGUCUUGUGCGAGUGAUGGACAGUAGCUUUUCCCCCACCCCCUGUAUUGUGGCAGUGCCUUUAAGCAGGCCAUUAAUAAAUGAACUUAUAAAAGAUUUAAAAAAAGAAAAAAAAAUCAAACAAGUCAGUGCACUCGUGCUAAACAUUUUCUAGACAUCUAUCCUCGUGGGUCUAUCUUGUGCGGUUCAUGUUAAGAGGUAAAAUAAUAAAAUGACAAAAAGAACUCAAUAUAAGAUUUAACAAAAAUUAUAACUUUCUUCAAAUAUUGCUAAUAAACAUUGUCAAGUUUAUUUGUGGGUAUGGGUUUGACUUGUUUAUCAUCUACCCAGGUGUUAAUACAUACUUCUCUAAGGAUGCACUCCAACUUACUCAGCACCAUUUACUGUAAUCGUGAUGGGCAUGUUGUAAGAUUUUACUCACGGUUUUUGAAGGCCGGAACUUCGUGUUUUCUUUAUUAAAGCUGCUGAUAGCCAAUAUAAUGUGCUGAUGUUUAAACAUUUACCAUAAUCAUUUUCAUGUUGUACUGAAAGGUAUCUUCAGGGUUAAAAGGCCUUUCAUGAGGCACUUGGAUCAUAAUCAAACACAAACUGUCAAAACAAAGAAACUCUUGUAGCGUUUGUGGCUUUUUAAAGCAGCGUGACCGCUAGCCCUCAUUCUUCAUCUAGACCCGCGUUACACUGUAUAACAGGUCCUGGAUCGGGGCGAGGGGUAAACCUGCCAAGUGGCAAUGGGAUAAGUGACCCACCCACCUUCCUCUUCAACCCCCCUCUCUCACAUACACGCACACACCUGUGCACCCGUUGAAGUAGUCUGGGAAACCGAUGCCUCUGAAUGAAGAAUGAAUUUACUGUGCUGUGAAAUGUGAUGUGAGGUUUUCCAGAUUCUUCUGUCUGUCAGUGAUCUAACUACCUAGUUUUGCAUCAAAAUCUAACUGGCUUCAGAUUAAAUGCUACAUCAAUCAAAUGUAUAAAAAGAAAGAUGGACAACUUCAUUUUAAACCUUUACCCUUCCACCAAUCCUGAAUCUCAGCAUCCAGAAACACCUGUGGUAAUGGCAAGGCCCCCAGAGUCAGGUUAAAGGAGCAGUGUGUACGGUUUAGGGGGAUCUGAUGGAAGAAAUUGGAUCUAAUACUAUAAUACUUCAUUAGUGUGUAGUCACCUGAAACUAACAAUCGUUGUGUUGUUAUUAGCUUAGAUUGAGCCCUUCAUAUCUACGCAGGGAGCCCGGUCCUCUUCCAUGGAGCCUGCCAUGUUUCUACAGUAGGCCAUAAGGGACAAACCAAACACUGGCUCAGGGGAGGGUUAUUCAGCUGGUUGCUAUCUGCAACCUCGCAGCCCGAUGCCACUAAAUCCUGCACACUUAUCCUUUAAAGAGUCAAACCUUGUGAUCAGAAACUCUUCAGCAGACUUGCAGUACAGCCUUUUCAUGUCCCACCAAACCCGUGUGAGGUGUAGAUUCACUGUUCUGUGUUGGCUUCACUGAUGCAUAUUAAGCUUUGCUGCUGAGAUGCUCAUCCACAGACUCCUGAUAGCUGGUCUCAACCUGUUGAACUCCAUUGGAAUGCAUAUGUUUAUACUGAAAUGUGUGUUUUCUAUGUUCCACAGCCAUCCAUCUUAACUUGAAAUUAAAGUUUAUUACCAAUCUC